CGUUCCGCACAGAGGAACAGUAAAGCGUCAAUACGAGUAGUAAAUCAGAGGUCAAACGCGUCAAAACAGCGUUGGAUGACAGUAGAUUUAACACAGAAGUACUCACUAGUUCAGGGAACAGGAUCCAAGAUGGCUGUAAGAGAGGGUUCCUGACCUCCGCGUCGCGCUGAUGUCACAGCUCUGCUUCCGGCCCCGACAGGAAGUUGCUUUUGGAUACGCUGUUGCUGACAGAACCACAUUUUCAGGUUACAAAUAAAAAAAAAAAUAAAAAACUAUAUAUUGUUUAUGUGCUUGAGCUGUGCUAUUACAGCACAGAACUAGUUGUACGUGAGUUGGACGUGCUGGAGAAUUCACAGUAACUGUUUUAAAAGAAACAGAGAUAUGUCUAUGUCCCAUUUGUAUGGGCGCAGAGGUGAUGAGGAGGAGGAGGAUGGAGUGGAAAUCGAAAAGUUUGAGGUGUCUGAAUGGGACUUGGCCAAUGAGUUCAACCCAGACAGACGCAGACACAGACAGACCAAGGAAGAAGCGACUUAUGGGAUUUGGGCAGAGCGUGACUCUGAUGAUGAGCGGCCCAGCUUUGGGGGGAAAAGAUCGAAAGACUAUUCAGCUCCUGUGAACUUUGUGAGUGCUGGCCUAAGAAAGACUGCAGCUGAGGAGAAAGUGGAGCAGAAGGGUUCAGAUGACUCCAGUGAUGGUGGAGAUGCACCUCCUCCACCCCGUGCUGCCGUUCCCAAAAAACUCCAAACGGGUGGGAGUUUAAAGACAUCCCAGAGGUUUGCAGGUGGUAUCAGAACAGGGCAGGACUUGGGAUCCUGGGAGAAACACACACGAGGCAUUGGUCAAAAGCUUCUUCAGAAAAUGGGCUACGUUCCAGGAAAAGGAUUGGGCAAAAAUGCUCAAGGUAUUGUGAAACCGAUUGAGGCUAAGUUGCGAAAGGGGAAGGGAGCGGUUGGUGCUUAUGGAAAUGAGAGGACCCAGCAGUCCCUGCAGGAUUUCCCUGUUGUAGACUCUGAGGAGGAGGAGGAGAAAGAGUUUCAGAGGGAGAUAGGGCAAUGGCGUAAAGAACCAGGAACGGCAAAGAAAAAGCCCAAAUAUUCUUACAAGACUGUGGAAGAACUGAAAGCUCAUGGCAAACUGGCCAACAAGAGCAUGAGCAGACCUGCUGGAGAACUGGCUCAGGUUAAGGUGAUCGAUAUGACAGGCAGAGAGCAGAAGGUGUAUCACAGUUACAGUCAUAUGAGUCAGAAGCACAGUGCUCCUGAGGAGGCCCCUUUGAGUGUGAGCACUCGAGAACAGAAGACCUCUGGCUUCUCUUUACCGGAGCUGGAACACAACCUCAAACUGCUCAUUGAGCUCACAGAGCAAGACAUCCUACAGAGUGCACGACAGCUGCAGCACGAGAAGGACAUUGUGGUGACCCUGACCCAUGAAAGCGACGCGCUGCAGGUCAGGCUGGCAGAGGAGGAGCAGGCUCUUGGUCGGCUGGAGCAGGUGAAGAACCUGGUGGAUCGUUUCGAAGCUGGCGAUAACGAGGGCAGCCCUGCACUCAGCCUUCAGGAGUGUGCUACGAUCUUCCAGCAGCUGCAGACAGAGUUCUAUCAGGAGUACAAAACCUUGGGUUUGGGAGACCUAGCUGUGUCUGUUGUACAUCCUUUAUUGAAAGAUAGACUUCGCAGCUGGGAUCCACUAAAGGACUGUUCAGAUGGUUUGGAGGAAGUCGGUCAGUGGAGGGCCAUUCUUGAAAGUUCACAAUCUCUUCAUGGUGUUCCAGACACUUCUAACAUGGACCCCUAUCACAGGUUGAUAUGGGAAGUGUGGCUUCCAGUCAUGAGGAGCUGUGUGUCUCAGUGGCAGCCUAGAAACGCCGGGCCCAUGGUAGACUGUGUGGAGUGCUGGGCUCCUGUUCUACCGCUGUGGAUUCUGGACCAUGUUUUGGAGCAGCUUAUUUUCCCACGACUACAGAGAGAGGUGGACAAUUGGAAUCCACUGACAGACACAGUACCAAUCCAUUCAUGGAUUUAUCCCUGGCUGCCUCUGAUGCAAAGCCGUCUUGAGCCGCUGUACUCACCCAUCCGCAUUAAACUAGCCCAUGCCCUGCAGCGCUGGCACCCCAUUGACUCCUCCGCCAGACUCAUUCUGCAGCCCUGGAAAGAUGUCUUCACACCUGGUGCUUGGGAGGCCUUCAUGGUCAAAAAUAUUGUUCCCAAACUAGCUCUUUGUUUAGGAGAGCUGGUGGUGAAUCCUCAUCAGCAACUUCUGGAGCCGUUCAGCUGGGUGAUGGACUGGGAAGGGAUGCUCUCUGUCUCCACCAUGGUUGGACUGCUGGAUAAGAAUUUCUUCCCCAAAUGGCUACAGGUGUUGUGUUCCUGGCUCAGUAACAACCCAAACUAUGAGGAGAUCACUAAAUGGUAUCUAGGCUGGAAAAGCUUGCUCUCAGAGAACCUGCUCAGUCAUCCGUUGAUCAAAGAAAAACUGAACGAAGCCCUUGACAUCAUGAAUCGUGCUGUUGCCUCUGGACAAGGUGGGUAUAUGCAACCUGGAGCAAGAGAGAACAUUGCAUAUCUGGUUCAGACAGAGAGAAGAAAAGAUUUACAGUGUGAGCCUCAGCGCCGUGAUGUGGAGUUUUCUGCCACACGUCCACCAGGCACCGCAGCAGUACCAGCAUCUGUACCAACAAACUUUAAAGAUCUAGUCCAGGCCAAAGCUGAGGAGAAUGGCAUUAUUUUCAUGCCACUUGUGGCCAAAAGGCAUAUGGGUAAACAGUUAUUCACAUUUGGCAGAACAGUCAUCUACAUUGAGCGUGGAGUGGUCUUCGUCCAAGGAGAGAAAACCUGGGUCCCAACAUCACUACAGAGUCUAAUUGACAUGGCCAAAUGAGACUGAUGCUCAGUCGAAAAAAAAAAGCUGUUUAUAUGUUGCUGUUUAGUCUGCUUCUAUGCAGUUUGUAACAGCUCUAUAAGACUUGUCUAUCAAUGUUGUUUUAUACUGCUGAAGAACUGGUUUUGAAUAAAUUUGUCAUUAAAUUAA
Molecule: messenger RNA, 3027 nt
Organism: Cyprinus carpio (common carp)
Lineage: Eukaryota; Metazoa; Chordata; Actinopteri; Cypriniformes; Cyprinidae
Product: tuftelin-interacting protein 11
Biological process (GO): spliceosomal complex disassembly
Cellular component (GO): U2-type post-mRNA release spliceosomal complex
Molecular function (GO): nucleic acid binding
Source: RefSeq, a predicted model, not a curated record